Messenger RNA from Branchiostoma floridae (Florida lancelet), 1448 nucleotides. RefSeq names its product N(G),N(G)-dimethylarginine dimethylaminohydrolase 1-like. Gene Ontology annotation, biological process: arginine metabolic process; positive regulation of nitric oxide biosynthetic process. The coding region runs from base 57 to 1049 and encodes 330 amino acids. The transcript has 5 exons. NCBI's taxonomy places the organism in Eukaryota, Metazoa, Chordata, Leptocardii, Amphioxiformes, Branchiostomatidae. Gene Ontology annotation, molecular function: amino acid binding; dimethylargininase activity. The record is from RefSeq and is a predicted model, not a curated record.
UUCGUCAUCGUUUGCAACGGCGCCGUAGGCGUAGGCGAAGUGGUUUCGUCACCAGCAUGAAAUCUUUGUUCCUAAACAAGUUGCCCUGGUUGGUGGACAGCCUUGUCGGACACGCGCACUACUCGAGGACGUAUGCAAAUUUCUUGAAACAAAGGGUCAUAAAGCCGUGUUUCGACAGUUCCCGCGACCAUUCGUCUCACGCUACCUGUCGUCCUGAACCAGCCAUGUCCGACGGCACCGACUUCAACUUUCCGCGCUACACGCAGGCCAUCGUGCGGGAGAUCCCGAACUCCAUACGGCUGCAGUCCGAGGGUUUUAAGGACUACACCAAAGUGUACGUGAAGAGAGCGCGGGAGGAGCACGCCGAGUACGCCCAGACCCUGCGGGACCUGGGGCUGGACGUGACCGUUCUGCCGGCGGACGAGGAGACGCCCGACUGUGUCUUCGUGGAAGACACCUGCGUGGUGGUCGGCAAUAAGGCGCUGAUGACGCGACCUCCGUGCAAGGCCAGGCGGAAAGAGGUGGACGCCGUGGAGAAGUGCUUGAAAUCCCUCGGGAUAAAAACUCACAGGAUGUUCGACAAGAAAGCCAUCCUGGAGGGUGGGGACGUGCUGUUCACAGGUAAAGAGUUUUUUGCUGGGAUAUCGAGCAAAUCGAACGUUGCAGGUCACAAGAUCCUGGCGGAGACUUUCCCAGAGUUCCCCGUACACUCCAUCCCCGUGGAGGAGCCGGAGUUCCAUCUGAAGGGGAUGUUAUGUAUGGCCGCGCCGGGAACUCUGGUCGUGCCAAGGAACAAGUGGGGCAAAACGGCCUGGGAGGCUGUUUGUGAGAAGAGUGAGUACACCUAUAAACCCCUGUGGGUGCCCAACCACUAUGGUGUCAACUGCCUGCACAUCAACGGCACUAUCGUCCACUGCACGGAACAACAGUAUCCCAAGAGUUACCAGGUGUUUGUAGAGACCAUGGGAGGCUACCAGCGAGUCCAGAGGUCUAUCGGAGAGCUGGGGAAAGUGGACGCUGGCCUGACGUGCUGCUCUCUUCUCUUUUAGAUCAAGUCGCAUCUUCUUUUGUUCCCGACAUGUCCUGAAGUUCCACAUGUAGUUUGGAAGUAUGCUGUAGAUAGAAGUAACAUUUCUUGCAAGAUUUAUAAGACGAAUUAGGGCAAUUACAGUGAAACCUACAUGAUAUUGGAUACAAGUGGCCACCUCUACAGAAGGACCACCUGGCCAAUGUUGUCACUUACUAAUUUUUCUCAUUAUCACAAGCAUUAAGAAUCUGUCUAAGUGUCCACCUGUCUGCACAGUCCAAGAGAUCUGUUUUUAUUUGUUCUUUCAUGAACUUGGGCAGUUUUAAUGGUAAUUCACUUUUACAAAACUCAUGGUAUCAAACUUAAGUCAAAAGAGACUCACUUUAUGGAAAAAAGUGAAAUGAAAGACAGUUACACCAAG